Molecule: messenger RNA, 1010 nt
Organism: Penicillium brasilianum
Lineage: Eukaryota; Fungi; Ascomycota; Eurotiomycetes; Eurotiales; Aspergillaceae
Source: the annotation of a GenBank genome assembly
CCGACCCGCAAUCAUAGUUGAACAAGAAUUUUCAAGAGAAUAUCGAUGGUAGCAAGAUCUAUGAGUAGUCUUGCAGCCUCUAGGGUGCGAUUAGCCUAUGAAUUGCAUCGCGCGAGUAAAAGCCACGCCUCAACGCGUCUCGCCAAACAUACCCCCAUCUUGUUUCUUCACGGUUUCCUUGGUUCCAAGAGAGAAAAUCGACAGAUGAGCAGGAAUCUUGCCACAGAAUUGUCGCGUGACGUCUACGCCUUGGAUCUACGAAACCAUGGCGACUCUGAUCAUCAUCCGAGACAUGAUUACAUGGAGAUGGCAUUGGACGUUGAGUCUUUUAUCAAUUACCAUGAACUCGAACGACCGACGCUGAUUGGUCACUCGAUGGGUGCAAAAACGGCCUUAACUCUUGCUCUUCACACACCAAAAUUAGUAUCCAAUAUUGUGGCCGUCGAUAACUGUCCCAUCAAGUUGCCCGUUGCGUCAGAUUUCUUGAAGUACCUUGAAAGCAUGGAGAAGGCUGAGCAAGAACAAGUCCGCACGCACGCCGAAGCGGACGAGAUUCUCCGAGAAUAUAAACUGGACCCACCAGUCCGGCUGUGGCUAUUGAGCAAUUUCAUCAAACAAGACGGUUCACCUUACUUGAGACUACGCGUUCCUUUGAAUAUCUUGAGGAAUGCCAUGGGACCAUUAGGUGAUUUCCCAUAUGAUAUUGGAAAUGUGCCAGCCUUCCAAGGUCCAACUCUUUUCCUUCGAGCUCUUCAAAGCAACUUCAUCCCUCAAAGCUCCUUUCCACUAAUCUCCAAGUUCUUCCCAAAAUCUGAGAUAGUGGAUAUGGACUGUGGACAUUGGAUUGUGCAGGAUAAGCCUCAGCAGUUCAAAGAAGAGGUUGUCAGAUUCUUGCAGAAAUUCUAAGUCAAACAGUACCUAUCAUAGGACUUCCCAUGACUCGCCUGCCAAAUGUUUUGUACAUUAAUUUUGCCUCUCUUUCGUGAGCUGGCGUUUUCGACGUACCCUGG